AUGAGGGGCGGAGGCCGGGGCGACCGGCAAGCGACGCUCUUCCAGGUGUGGGGGACGCCGCCGGCCGCGGCGCCCGAAGAAGCAGCAGCCGCGGAGGAGGCGCCUCUCCCCUGUCCGGUGGGCUUCGCGGGCGGCGCGGCGGGCUCGGUGUGGCUGUUCCCGGCGGGCGCCGGCGUGGAGGAGCGCGGCUACCAGGCCCGGGCGGCGCGGGCGGCGCUCUUCCAGAACACGCUGCUGUGCCUGCCCACCGGGCUGGGCAAGACCCUGGUGGCGGCCGUGGUGCUGGGCAACUUCUACCGCUGGUUCCCCGGAGGGAAGGCGCUCUUCCUGGCGCCCACCAAGCCCCUGGUCGCCCAGCAGAGGGAGGCCUGCGCCGCCCUCAUGGCCAUCCCCGCCCGACACAUGGCCGCCCUCACCGGAGGUACUCAGGUGGCUGAUCGGAAAGAAAUCUGGCAAAAUAAGAGGGUUUUCUUUCUUACGCCUCAGAUAAUGGCAAAUGACCUUUCCCGUGGAGUGUGUCCUGCAGUGAAAAUUAAAUGUCUGGUUAUUGAUGAAGCCCACAGAGCUCUUGGAAAUCAUGCUUAUUGUCAGGUUGUGAAAGAAUUAUGCAAAUAUACGCGGCAGUUCCGUAUUUUGGCUCUAAGUGCCACUCCUGGCAGUGACACAAAGGCUGUGCAGCAAGUUAUUUCCAACCUGCUGAUUUCACACAUAGAACUAUGUGCUGAAGAUUCUCCCGAUAUCCAGCCUUACACUCACCAGCGGCAGGUUGAAAAAUGCGUUGUUCCACUUGGGAAGGAGCUGGCUGAAGUUCGUAAUGCUUACAUCAAGGUCCUGGAAACAUUUGCCGGCCGACUGAUCAGGCUCCAGGUUUUGUCUAAACGUGAAAUUCCUGCACUUACUAAGUAUCAGAUCAUUCUAGCACGGGAUCAGUUUAGGAAAAAUCCUUCACGCACUGCGGGAAUGCAGCAAGGCGCAAUAGAAGGAGAUUUUGCUCUUUGUAUUAGUUUGUAUCAUGGUUAUGAGCUACUGCUGCAAAUGGGAAUGCGAUCCUUAUUUAUCUUCUUAUGCGGAAUUAUGGAUGGAUCAAAAGGUAUGACUCGUACCAAAAAUGAACUUGGGCGUAAUGAAGACUUCAUGAUGUUGUACAGCCAGCUUGAAAACAUGUUUGCAGACACAAAUGUGACCUCAGCAAAUGGAGAUGGAAACGGGAAGCCAUUCAUCUACAGUCACCCAAAGUUAAAGAAAUUAGAAGAUGUUGUAGUAGAACAUUUCAGAUCCUGGAAGGAGCGUGGAGAUCAAAGUGCACCUGAAGGCCAGCCUGGGGAGACCAGAGUCAUGAUCUUCUCCUCCUUCCGUGACAGUGUGCAGGAAAUUGCAGAAAUGCUGAGCCAGCACCACCCGGAGGUGAGGGUCAUGACCUUUGUGGGCCACUCCACCGGCAAGAGCACCAAGGGCUUUACGCAGAAGGAGCAGCUUGAGGUAAGGAGGGGUCAGGGGCUGGCAGAGAGCCCAACGUGGCAAAGUCAUGCUGCGCACGUCUUGCUUGUUGUCGUCAGCGAGAUGUUGUUGCAAGGAGAGCUCCGGUGCCAAGAAAGCGCUCUUUGCAAGACAGUGGUGCCCAUUUAG
Messenger RNA from Podarcis muralis (Common wall lizard), 1626 nucleotides. NCBI's taxonomy places the organism in Eukaryota, Metazoa, Chordata, Lepidosauria, Squamata, Lacertidae. The record is from RefSeq and is a predicted model, not a curated record.